CGGUUCCUGCGAAUCACAUGACAGCCUGGGAACCUCCUGACUCUGAGCAGCGAGGCGGUGAGGCUCUUAUUGCCCGGAGAAGAUGGCGGAAGAGAGGGAGCCUCCACCGCUGGCGGGAGACGCGGCUGAGACGGGGUUUAGGGAGCUGGAGGAGGGCGAGGACCUGUUUAUCAGCACCGUCUCCACCAUAGAGCAGCUCAGCCCAACGUCCCCAGAGCCGGCCAGCCUGCCUGCAGAAGACAUCAGCACUAACUCCAACGGACCCAAGCAGGAAAUAUUAUUAGACGAUGACCAAGAGGACCUUUUUGCUGAAGCCACGGAAGAGGUGUCUCUGGACAGUCCAGAGAGAGAGCCCAUUCUUUCUGAUGGUCCAUCUCCUGCCAUCACUCCAGUGACUCCCACAGUCAUAAUCACUCCACGAGUCGAUGCCUCCAUGUUUGACAGAUCUCCGGAUGAGGAUGAAGAAGCUGAGGAAAAUGGGGACACAUUUGAUCUGCAGAUAAUGGUAUCUGAUCCAGAGAAAGUGGGUGAUGGAAUGAAUGCGUACAUGGCGUACAAGGUUACCACGAAGACGUCCCUGAACCUCUUCAACAGAAACGAGUUUACCGUAAAAAGGAGGUUUAGUGAUUUCCUUGGUUUGCACAGCAAAUUAGCUUCUAAGUACCUGCACAUUGGGUACAUAGUCCCUCCCGCACCAGAGAAAAGCAUUGUGGGAAUGACCAAGGUCAAAGUUGGGAAAGAAGAUCUGUCGUCUGCAGAAUUUGUAGAGAAAAGAAGAUCUGCCUUGGAAAGGUACCUGAUGAGAACCGUGAAUCACCCCGCACUGCUGAAGGAUCCUGACGUCAUUCAGUUCCUGGAGAGCACAGAGCUGCCGCGAGCAGUUAGCACCCAGGCACUGAGUGGGGCCGGAAUAUUGAGGAUGGUAAACAAAGCGGCCGAAGCUGUCAACAAAAUGACAAUCAAGAUGAAUGAAUCGGAUGCGUGGUUUGAGGAGAAACAGCAGCAGUUUGAGAACCUUGACGUCCAGCUGAGAAAACUGCACGCCAGUGUGGAGUCAUUGGUGUGUCACAGGAAAGAGUUAUCUGUGAACACUGCGUCCUUCGCGAAGAGCGCUGCUAUGCUGGGAAACUCUGAGGACCACACGGCCCUGUCUCGAGCUCUGUCUCAGCUGGCUGAAGUGGAGGAGAAGAUUGAUCAGCUGCAUCAGGAGCAGGCUUACGCUGACUUCUAUCUGUUCUCUGAGCUGCUGGGGGACUAUGUGCGCCUCAUCACCGCUGUCAAAGGUGUGUUUGACCACCGCAUGAAAACGUGGUCCAAAUGGCAAGAUGCCCAGGUCAUGCUGCAGAGGAAGAGAGAGGCUGAGGCUAAGCUACAGUACGCCAACAAGCCGGACAAGCUUCAGCAGGCCAAGGAGGAAAUAAAGGAGUGGGAGGCUAAAGUGCAGCAGGGAGAGAGAGAUUUCGAGCAGAUAUCUAAAAACAUUCGCCGGGAAGUGGGAAGAUUCGAGAAACAAAGAGUGAAGGACUUCAAAGUUGUCAUCAUCAAAUAUCUAGAGUCGCUAGUACAUACACAGCAGCAGCUGAUAAAAUAUUGGGAAGCAUUCCUGCCUGAAGCCAAAGCUAUCGCAUAAGCCGACAAACCCCCUGCGCACCUGCAUCGGGACUGUUGAUCACAUUUUUUUGCCAUUUAAUGUACAGCAUAAUCACGCGAAAAAAGGAUGCACGGACUUAAAUACCACUCUAAUAAAAACACUAUGAAUCUUUUAAUUGAUCGGUUCCUCCUUUUUACCCUUUUGGAGUCUUCAGCAGAUCAGCUGCUUUACUGUUCAUCCUUAUGGGGGAUCCUGGCAGUGGUGGUAGGCAUUGCACUCCCUGCUUAUUGAUACACUACUGCUCUGUCUUUUAAAGGGGUCCAAGCACCUCAGUGGACCUAUCAUUAUUUCACUGUUUGUUUUUUGCCGUCUCUUGUAAAUCAACCAAUGCAUCAUGGAUUCAAAUCUGUCAAUCUAUAAUUUUCCCCAUAGGCAGUGAUCCGGAAGGGGAUAGCCUUUGAGAGGAAUGUGUUUGCAUCUCUUUCAGUUUUAGGCAUGAGCAUGUUUUGUUAAAAAUCAUCAUAAAUUGAUUACAUCUUUUCUUGUUUGCUCCUUUUACACAAAAAUGCACAGGGCUGUAGUGCUUGGACCCCCAGUGCCGCUGCCUGGCGCUAUAUACACAUGCAUAUAUAUAUUUUUUAUUUUGCCUCUUAGCCUGAUUUUUUUUAAAUAUUGAAUAUCUGAGUUGAUUCUUUGUUUUAAAGCAUUGUUAUAACAGAUUUUUUUAAUUCAUGAAUUUUUUACGUUACAUUCCUGUGCAACAAUGCUGAAAUUCAAAUAAAGGAAUGUACUUCAGUAUUGAA
Molecule: messenger RNA, 2394 nt
Organism: Astyanax mexicanus (Mexican tetra)
Lineage: Eukaryota; Metazoa; Chordata; Actinopteri; Characiformes; Acestrorhamphidae
Gene: snx2
Product: sorting nexin 2
Exons: 15
Coding region: 83-1630 (515 amino acids)
Biological process (GO): intracellular protein transport; early endosome to Golgi transport
Cellular component (GO): endosome; endosome membrane
Molecular function (GO): phosphatidylinositol binding
Source: RefSeq, a predicted model, not a curated record